This is a messenger RNA of Lasiosphaeria miniovina, 816 nucleotides long. RefSeq lists its product as uncharacterized. Gene Ontology annotation, molecular function: zinc ion binding. Lineage: Eukaryota; Fungi; Ascomycota; Sordariomycetes; Sordariales; Lasiosphaeriaceae. The transcript has 2 exons. The record is from RefSeq and is a predicted model, not a curated record. The annotation marks the transcript as partial.
CCGCAGACGCAGCAGCAGCAGAAGCAACGGCACUACAAGCCCCGCACAUGUCGCAUCUGCUUGGAUGUCGUUCAGCCUAGCGCCGACAUCGACGAGUCCGUCGCCGGCGGUCUCUUCCCGUCGAGGACUCGGGUGCGCUACGUGUCGGAUGACCCGGAGCUUGGCCGUCUGAUCAGCCCCUGCAAAUGCAAAGGCUCCCAGAAAUACGUCCACGAAGGCUGCCUGCAGCAAUGGCGACGGGCCGCGCCCAUGUCGGACAGGAACUUCUGGCGGUGCCCGACGUGUCACUUCCAGUACCGCAUGCAGAGGCUUCGCUGGGGCCGCUGGAUGACGAGCAAGCUGGCCCGGGCAGGCUUGACCUUGUCCAUCAUGGUGGUGACCGUCUUCUUCCUCGGCUUCGUCGCCGACCCCAUCAUCAGUCUCUGGGUCGACCCGCUGGGCAGCAUUGCCGACACCUUUGCCGAAGUCGUUGCCGAUGUGGAGGCUAUGCGCCCCUUGGAUAACGACGAGCCGGCCACGUGGUCGUUCCACUUCCUCAAGGGGUUCCUCUCGCUUGGCCUGCUCGGGUUCUUGAAGACGUUCUUGGCCAUGUCUCCUUGGCAUUGGUUCAACCUUCGGGCCGGGGUAGGUGGUCGCCGGCGAGGCACGGGACGGGACAGGAUCGAGUCCAUCAACUGGGCUCUUGUUAUUGUCGGAGUCAUUACAUUUUUGGGAGCAACUUGGAAAUUAGUUAGCCACUUUAGUGCGCAAGCUCUAGAAAGAGCGGGCGACCGCGUCAUCGAUGUCCAAGGCGAUGAGCCGGACGAAGACGAUGAC